Pisolithus orientalis is the source of this 261-nucleotide messenger RNA. RefSeq lists its product as uncharacterized. The annotation marks the transcript as partial. The transcript has a single exon. NCBI's taxonomy places the organism in Eukaryota, Fungi, Basidiomycota, Agaricomycetes, Boletales, Pisolithaceae. The record is from RefSeq and is a predicted model, not a curated record.
AGGAAUAUGAGGGACCUAGCAACUGAACUCAACAUACCCCAGCUCCUCAAUAUCUUGUGCCAUUUUCUUCAAUUGCAGCUUCAGCAUGACAAUCAUGAUCCAGAAGAUGUCCCCUUGGGUGAAUAUCCCUUUUAUGAUGGAUCUGUCUGUGUUUACAACUCUGCAUCCUCAAUGUUCUAUGCACCCAGUGAUGUGAGUGGCCUCCAUGGCAUGUGUCACAAACAUAUAUGUUGUUCCUCUCUGUGGAGGAAUGAAGGCCCC